Molecule: messenger RNA, 1545 nt
Organism: Lecanosticta acicola
Lineage: Eukaryota; Fungi; Ascomycota; Dothideomycetes; Mycosphaerellales; Mycosphaerellaceae
Source: the annotation of a GenBank genome assembly
AUGUCGUCCUCUGCGCAGCGGGCGCUGGACUACCUCGAACAGCUCCCCGGCACCACUUUCAACCAGCUGUACCAGCAGCCCUCCGCCGCCCUCGCCAUCUUCCGCCGCAUGCUGCCCCAUCUCGCGAAGACGAUCGUCAUGGCAAUGCUCUACCUUCCGACGCCUUUUCCAGUGGCCGAUCUGGAUGUGUGGGUGAAGCCGGAUCUUCAGAGUAUGCAGGCAAGGGACAGGGCGCUUAACAGGCUGCAAUUGCUUCGGAUUCUAUUCGAUGACAAGGAGAAUGGACAGCCGGCGUACAAGCUAUCGGCGCAAUUUGCAAAGAGUCUCAGACAGGCCCUGACUGGUGGAGGAAAUCACAGUUCAUUUGGUGUUCCUUGUCCGACGCCUGACAAGCGGCCCGUGACGGUUGACUUUCUGGACACGUUCGCGGGAAAGCAAUGGGAGGCCAUACUGUAUUACGUAGUCGGUAGUGCGAACUCAAGUCUAUCGGGGGAGGUGGACAUCUCCAUGGGUACAAAGAAGCUCCUGCAGAACGGGGAAUACGUCGCAUUGAAAAGUGGAGGCAGGCAAAGGCUCAUCACAACCAAGGGCUUUACAUUCCUGCUGCAAGAGGUAAAUGCACAGAUAUGGUCCCUCCUGAUCGUUUAUCUGGAGAUGGCCCCAACUGUAAGCAUGAUCUGCUCUUAGUAUGUCUGGGAAAACAUCUGACCUCUUGUGAAGCUCAGUAUGGACCCCGUCGAGGUCCUUUCCUUUCUCUUCACCCUCGGCUCUCUGGAACUAGGGAUCUCCUACAGCACCUCCAACCUGACCAACACACAACAUCAAAUGCUCGAAGACCUUUCAGACUUCGGUCUCGUCUACCGCCAAGACCCCUCGGCAACCCGCUACUACCCUACCCGCCUCGCAACAACCCUAACAUCCGACGCCCCAGCCCUCCUCAACAGCAACCUGAUGAGCACCACCGUCUCCUCCGCCUCCGCGCCCGCAGACAUGGCCUCCAGCGCAAACGAAAAAGGCUACAUCAUCCUCGAAACCAACUAUCGCCUCUACGCCUACACGUCCUCCCCUCUCCUCAUUUCCAUCCUCUCCCUCUUCGCCACCUUACACACCCGCUACCCAAACCUCAUCACCGCCAAAAUCACCAAACCUUCCAUCCAAAACGCCAUCCAGGCGGGCAUCUCCUCCGAUCAGAUCAUCAACUACCUCACCUCCCACGCCCACCCCGUCCUCCGUCGCCAAGCGGCCAUCCAUAACGCUCCUAUACUACCCCCCACCGUCGUGGAUCAAAUCCGACUCUGGCAAAUGGAAGGCGAGCGGAUGGAAACGACAAAGGGCUACCUGAUCAGGGACAUGGGGCCGGAUUUCGAGGCGGCGCUGGAGUUUGCGAGCAAUAUCGGGGUUCUCCAGAUGGAGUUCCGGAAGAAGGGCAUGUUCUUUGUUAGUCGGAUGGAUCAGAUGUCCGGGUGGUUCAAAAGAAGAGCGGAAGAGAGGAAGAAGGCGAAAGAGGCUGCGCUGGCGAAACAGCAAGCGGCAUCGAAAGAGUGA